This is a messenger RNA of Paramuricea clavata, 594 nucleotides long. The record is from the annotation of a GenBank genome assembly. Lineage: Eukaryota; Metazoa; Cnidaria; Anthozoa; Malacalcyonacea; Plexauridae.
AUCUUAUUGCAAAAACUAAAACUAGUUGGAAUCACAGGAAGUGCAUUUCUAUUACUCAAAUCAUACUUAACUGGUCGUACUCAAAGAUGUGAAGUCAAUGGAUCUAUUUCAGGGGAAAACGACGUCAAAUGUGGUGUACCCCAGGGGUCUAUAUUGGGGCCACUAUUCUUCUUACUCUAUAUUAAUGAUCUACCUGCAUGUCUGAGUAAAACAAAACCACGGCUGUUUGCUGAUGAUACAAAUAUCACAGCAGCUGGAGAAUGCUUAAGUGAUCUUGAAGAUGCAGUAAACUCAGAUUUAGAAAUGCUUCGUAAAUGGCUCAUGGCAAACAAACUGAGCUUGAAUGUGGCGAAAACUGAAUUUCAAAUUAUUGGUACUAAACAGAUGCUGAAGAAAGCUUCUGUUCAGCAACUUAAAAUUCACAUUCAAAACAUACCCAUAAAGCAGGUUUUUCAAUGUAAAACACUAGGUGUGACUGUUGAUGAAAAUUUGUGUUGGAAGAGCAAUACAGAUAAUAUAUGUAAAAAGAUAUCAUCUGGAAUAUACGCUCUUAAAAGCAUUAAAGAAUAUGUUGAUCAAAAAACACUCGUUUCC